This is a messenger RNA of Pelodiscus sinensis (Chinese soft-shelled turtle), 1236 nucleotides long. It is a transcript of the gene STEEP1, whose product is annotated as STING1 ER exit protein 1. Gene Ontology annotation, biological process: endoplasmic reticulum membrane organization; endoplasmic reticulum to Golgi vesicle-mediated transport. Lineage: Eukaryota; Metazoa; Chordata; Testudines; Trionychidae. The record is from RefSeq and is a predicted model, not a curated record.
GCCGUUUACACCAGCCCAGGGCGCCCCCAGCAGCGCUUAGCUCCGCCCCGCGGCGGCUCGGCGCGUCGUAGGCCGAGGGGCAGGGCCUCUGCUAGGCCAGCCCCGCCCGGCGCCGCCAUGCCCAAGGUGGUGUCCCGCUCCGUGGUCUGCUCCGACACCCGGGACCGCGAGGAGUACGAUGAUGGAGAGAAGCCGCUGCACGUUUACUACUGUCUGUGCGGCCAGAUGGUGCUGGUGCUGGACUGUCAGCUGGAAAAGCUGCCCAUGAGGCCUCGAGACAGAGCUCGGGUGAUUGAUGCGGCCAAACAUGCCCAUAAAUUCUGUAAUACAGAGGAGGAGGAAAAUGUGUAUCUCAGAAGACCUGAAGGAAUUGAACGGCAGUACAGGAAGAAGUGUGGGAAGUGUGGACUUUUGCUCUUCUACCAGCACCAGCAGAAGAAUGCCCCGGUUACUUUCAUUGUGGAUGGAGCUGUGGUCAAGUUUGGACAGGGUUUUGGGAAAACAAACAUAUACACUCAGAAACAAGAGCCUCCCAAAAAGGUGAUGAUGACCAAACGGACGAAGGACAUGGGCAAGUUCAGUUCAGUCACAGUCUCCACUAUUGACGAAGAGGAGGAAGAGAUUGAAGCACGAGAGAUUGCAGAUUCCUAUGCACAGAAUGCAAAAGUGAUUGAAAAGCAGCUAGAACGCAAAGGCAUGAGCAAGAGGAGGCUGCAGGAACUGGCUGAGCUGGAAGCCAAGAAAGCCAAGAUGAAAGGAACCCUGAUAGAUAAUCAGUUUAAAUAAGAGGAACCCCCAUCAGAUCAUGCUCAGUCAGCUGAAUAUUUGGAGAGAGAAGAAAACCAACAUCAGCUCCUGAGAUUCCAACAGAGAUUUCAGUCAGUUCUGCAGACCCUAAGUACUACUUUUAAGAAUUCUGCAUUGAAACCAGCUCGGAAGGUAACAGGGUAAUAGCGGCUGUACUUUGAUCUCUGGUGUUUUAAUACACCGAAGGACUUGAAAGAUUUUUUUAAUUACAUUUCUGUGCAUCUCUAAGUGUCUUACCUCUAAUAGCUGGACGUUUGGGGUAACAACUGUUCCAGGAGGAACAUUCCACCAGAUGCGUGCAUGGAUUUACUGCACCGUUACAUAAGAUCAGUGAGUUAUUUUCAGGUGUACAUAAAUUCCAAUAAAUACUUUAGAUGUGUAGGUAAAGCAAUAAUCUAACUGUACAGCAAAUAAAUCCUUACAAAGUAA